Rotaria sordida is the source of this 642-nucleotide messenger RNA. The record is from the annotation of a GenBank genome assembly. Lineage: Eukaryota; Metazoa; Rotifera; Eurotatoria; Philodinida; Philodinidae.
AUGACUAAAAAAUCUCUUUCCUUAGUUUUUGUAGAAGUAACAGCUGAAAAUCUUGAAUCAGUUGAAAUCGUUGAUGGUUCAACUCGUAAACUAGCUGUUAAAUCGAUUGUUCAAAAUUUUUUUCGUGAAACAUUUAUGAUAAUAAUGAAUGUCGAUGAAAUUGCUGCACAUGGUUAUAUUUUAAUGUGUGCUAUAUUAUGUUCAACAGUUAAAGUAAAAGAAUUUAAAUUUCAAGAUUGUCACGUGUAUCCAAUAAUAUUAUCGUGGCAAAGAGAACUAUUAACAGUUGAAGUUCGUUAUUUAUAUCCAAAUAAUAUUCCAUUUUCUGCAUCUCGCAUUAAAAACAAUUAUUUUCAUUUGAAUUUUGCCUUAAAACUUAUUCGACGUUUUCCAUCACUUAGUCAUAGUGAACUUCAAGUAUAUUCGUUUGAUAAUUGUGUAUUUAUUAUUGAUCUAUUUCUCAUUCGUUUCGAACAAUUAUCUUAUCUCAAAAUCUGUUAUGAUCAAGAUACAUUACUUGAUGAUCCUUUUUCACAUGAAUAUAUCAUUACAAAAAGUUAUCAACCAUUUCCCGUUAGUAUUAUUGAUGAACAGAUGGUUAAUGUCAAAAAUAAUGAUCAAGUUAUUGAAAUUUGGUUAUGA